GGCGGGGCGGGCACAACUAUGGCGGCGGCCGAGGGGGAUGGGUGCGAGCACUAUCGGCGGGGCUGCCUGCUGCUGGCGCCGUGCUGCGGAAAGCUGUACGCCUGCCGGCUCUGCCACGACGGCGCCGAGGAACACCGGCUGGACCGCUUCCGUGUGGCCGAGGUGCAGUGCACCCGCUGCCGCCUCCUGCAGAAGGCCCAGCAGCGCUGCGAGGGCUGCGACAACCUCUUUGGCGAGUACUACUGCGGGAUCUGCCACCUCUUCGACUGCGACAAGAAGCAGUACCACUGCCCCGGGUGUGGCAUCUGCAGGAUCGGGCCAAAGGAGGAUUUUUUCCACUGUUCAAAAUGCAGUUUAUGCCUGAGCUUGAGCCUUCGAGAAAAGCACAAGUGCAUUGAAAAUGUCUCCAGGCAGGACUGUCCCAUAUGUUUGGAGGAUAUUCACACAUCUCGUGUUGGAGCUCACGUGCUGCCUUGCGGUCACCUUCUUCACAGAACAUGUUACGAGGACAUGCUGAAGGAAGGUUACAGGUGUCCUUUGUGCAUGCACUCGGCUUUAGAUAUGACAAGGUACUGGCGCCAGCUGGAUGACGAAGUAGCGCAUACUCCUAUGCCCACAGAAUAUCAGAACAUGAUGGUGGAGGGGGGAGUUGGAACCUAUAUUUUUCUCUAUUUAAACCCUGGGAACUGCAGCAUCACCACCACUCAACCAAUCCAAACAAAAAAAGGACUAGAAACAAAAAUGCACAACUCUUGCUAUAGCUUCCAUGAAGCCAUGAGAGCCAACAGAAGACUGCAGGUGCCUAAUAUAGUUUCACUCAACCUUCACAGCUUCAGUGGAGGAGGACAGCAGAAGGAACAUCUCAGCUGAGGAUCUCCAGCUCACUGCAGCAAGCACUGGGUUGUAUUGGUAUAAAACCAGUUGUCAGAGGAGGAAGAAACCGAGUGAGAAACUAGGGGCCAGAAACAUCAACAGGUAAAAGGCAAAGCACUCCAGAAGCUGCAUAAAGAAGCCAAAGCCAUCAGAUCAAAUAAAUCUGCAUUUGCUCUGAUUUGCUGGCAAGCCAGGCUGGUUUCCUGCGUGAUUAGUUUUCUUCUGCUGCAUGGUCGUUAAGUGGUCUAAUUACUCCGGAGCCUGAAGCUUUCUGUAGCCCAGAGAAACAGCUACGCAAUGGAAAUGGAUGUGCUAUCUCCAUGUGUCCCUCACCAUCCAGAAGCCCCAUCCCUGGGAGUGAUGCUGUCACAAACAUGCAGCUCACCAGGACACCCUGGGGACAUCCUUUGGCAGGGUUGCAGACCCCCUGGAGGUUGCUGCUGAGCAAACCCAUCUGUACACACCUCUGUGGAUGUAGGGGUUGUACCAACAACUCUUGUAGAUGUAUGUCCUGCUUUUUGGAAAAGGCAAGAGCAGAAUCCACGUGGCCAAAGUUGGGGGCUUCGAGCAAGCUGGCAUGGAGAAGGUCCAAGCAAGGUCUUCACUGGCUGGUGGAUUUUGGCCUGGCUCGGGAGCAGUUUGGGAGCUGCUCUUUUCCGGGCUAUUGCAUGGGAGGAAGGAGCUUAUACAGGGACCUGGCUCACUCCUGAACUCUUUUCAGACCCCGAGGAAAGCUGUGGCAGGCAGAUUGCCCUUGAGUAACCAGAUGGACAGCUUCACCACCCUGCAGCCUCUGCUCUUCCCAGCUAAAAAUGAUAAUGCCAACUUGUAAAAUAAAGAUGUUUGCUUGCAUGGUUCCUAUCACCUGCUCUUCCCUUGUCUGCAGUGAGUGUUCACUCCUCCUCAGGCAACUCUCUGCCCUGAUGUCCAAACCCAGCAGGAAGGGCUGUUGGUUGUACAACAAACCCACUUUUUACAACAGCUGUGGAAUUGGGUGGCCACACCACCCUCCACACAACUAAACCAUUAUGUUCCACCCUCAACACUUAGUGUUGCUUAAUUAUUCCACUCAUGAAGUCCUUGAUCCUGAAGCUGCAAUGACAUUACGGCAGAGAAGAAGAUGAGGAGGAGUCUUCAGAGCUUUUUUCUCCUUCUGAGAGUGAUAUGUGGCUACUGGUCAACUGAUGGAGCCAGACGAGACUGAUGAGGACCUGGGGCAGAAAGCCUCUGUGUUCCUGGAGAAUCCCUGCUGGCAAGGCCCUGUGUCCCCACUGGGGUGGGCUGGCAGGCUGUCACCUUGCAUAGUGGCUUUAGCUGAUUCCUGGGAGCUUUUGCCCUCAUUAAGAGCAGUAGCUGACAGCACCAGCUCAUUCUAAAAUGACUUUUGCUUGAUAUAAAUAAAACAUACUUUAAUACUGCAUGUUAUAUUUUUGGAACAUGCA
Strigops habroptila (Kakapo) is the source of this 2315-nucleotide messenger RNA. It is a transcript of the gene RCHY1, whose product is annotated as ring finger and CHY zinc finger domain containing 1. The record is from RefSeq and is a predicted model, not a curated record. The transcript has 11 exons. Gene Ontology annotation, cellular component: nucleus. Gene Ontology annotation, biological process: ubiquitin-dependent protein catabolic process; protein ubiquitination. Lineage: Eukaryota; Metazoa; Chordata; Aves; Psittaciformes; Psittacidae. Gene Ontology annotation, molecular function: zinc ion binding; ubiquitin protein ligase activity. The coding region runs from base 19 to 870 and encodes 283 amino acids.